Messenger RNA from Cimex lectularius (bed bug), 1763 nucleotides. Its product is annotated as venom serine carboxypeptidase-like. Gene Ontology annotation, biological process: proteolysis. Gene Ontology annotation, molecular function: serine-type carboxypeptidase activity. The record is from RefSeq and is a predicted model, not a curated record. The transcript is spliced from 2 exons. NCBI's taxonomy places the organism in Eukaryota, Metazoa, Arthropoda, Insecta, Hemiptera, Cimicidae. Bases 379 to 1752 code for a protein of 457 amino acids.
CAAACCACAAAGAAAUAGGCAUUACAUCAUUACUAACGACCAAUUACAAUAUUUUAUUAUUUGAGCAGUGUGAAAUAUGUCUAAUUUUUAACUCCAUUAUCAUCCCUUGUUGCAAGAGAAAAAAAGCCAUAAAGUACAUCACUUUAGCAUAUUUGCUCUGACAGGCCAUCCUUCACUAUUUAGAUUCAAAUUCAUAACUGUUUCCCAAUGUUUUACUUUAUCUGACUAUGACAUGAAAUUUCAUCAUACAUAAAAAAAUUAUAACAUCAAUCAUUGAUGUAAUUAUGGAUUGUAUUAGAAUAAACACUUCAACUUACAGAUAAUACUUUGUUCAUAAAAGAAAUUUUUAGACGGGAGGGGAUCAGUCUCACAGUCAGAAUGAAAGUGUUAACGUUUAUCACACUGUGUAUACAGUGUGUAUUAUCGUUUAGUCCAUAUAAGAAAAUUGAAUAUUACCAAGUUUCAGGACAAGAUUAUGGCGAGCCAGUGUUUCUGACAAAAUAUUUGGAAAAGCAUGAUGUUGAGGGAGCAAGAGAAGCUUCAUUCGUGCCUCCAAUGGUCGAAAACGUAUUCAGCUAUGCGGGAUAUUUCACAGUCAAUAAAACACACAACUCAAAUCUCUUUUUCUGGUAUUUUCCCGCGGAGGACAACUUGGAUCGAGCCCCGGUGGUUGUGUGGUUGCAAGGUGGCCCAGGAGCUUCUUCGAUGUACGGCCUCUUUACCGAACAUGGGCCGUUAAGACUGAUCAACGGUGAAGUAAAACUCUAUGAACAUCGUUGGACAAAAUUUGCCCACAUGAUUUACAUUGACAACCCCGUCGGAACCGGUUUUAGUUUUACCGACAAAGAUGGUUAUUCCACUGAUGAAACAAUGGUGGGAAAUAAUCUACACGAGGCGAUCAGACAGUUUUUCCAGGUUUUUCCGGAUUUGAAGAAAAAUGACUUUUUCGUCACUGGAGAGUCAUAUGGGGGUAAAUACGUUCCUGCGAUGGCGUAUACGAUCCACGAAAAAAAUAAAUUAUCCCAUGAAAAACUCAACUUAAAAGGAUUCGCUAUUGGAAAUGGUCUAUGUGAUCCCAUAAAUAUGUUGAACUACGGAAAGCAUCUUAAUGAAUUAGGCUUGAUUGACUCUCCGACAAAAUUGAAAUUUGAAAGAAUCCAAAACAAGUUACGUGAGCAUAUUAAAAAAGAAGAAUAUGUUGAGGCUUUUGAGACAUUUGACACUCUGCUGAAUGGUGACUUGACACCCUACCCCUCGCUUUUUGCCAAUGUGACAGGAUUUUCUUUUUACUUCAAUUUCUUACACACCAAAGAUAAUUCUGAUGCAGAUUUGGGCAAGUUUUUCCAAAAAGACACUGUCCGCAAGAGCAUUCAUGUUGGAAACUUAACAUUCAACAGCGGGCGAGUAGUAGAGCAACACCUUGUCCAGGACGUCAUGAAAUCGAUUAAGCCCUGGUUUGAAGUCCUGAUCGAAAAGUACCGAGUACUGAUCUACAACGGUCAACUGGAUAUAAUUGUUGCAUAUCCUCUAACACUGGAUUUUCUCCAAACAGUCAAUUGGAGCGGAAGCCAGGCUUAUAAAAGAGCACAAAGGAAGAAAUGGUACGUGGACAGCGAACUGGCCGGCUACUAUAAAACAGUCAAGGGGUUUACUGAAGUAUUAGUCCGCAAUGCUGGCCACAUGGUUCCAUCUGAUCAACCUGUCUGGGCUUUUGACUUAAUGGAAAGAUUUUUGUACAAUAAACCAAUGUGAAAACAUUAAAA